Messenger RNA from Juglans microcarpa x Juglans regia, 1224 nucleotides. Its product is annotated as putative UPF0481 protein At3g02645. Bases 1 to 1224 code for a protein of 407 amino acids. The record is from RefSeq and is a predicted model, not a curated record. The transcript has a single exon. Lineage: Eukaryota; Viridiplantae; Streptophyta; Magnoliopsida; Fagales; Juglandaceae.
AUGGCCUCAAGUUCAAGCCUUGAUCAGAAUGAGCAUGAGCAUGCGCAACAUCCAUCUGCCAGUGGCACCGAUAUUAACGAAGUACUGCAAGAUCCAUUUGUCACUGACAUCAUUAACAUAUUCAGCAGCAAUAACGAGUUUGAAAUUCCUCCAGUUUGUGUCUUCUCUGUGCCCAAGUUUUUAAGCAACUCCAAGCCAGAAGCUUACUACCCUAAGGUUAUAGGCUUAGGACCCCUCUAUCAUUCCAAGUCACCACUGGAGAUGCACAAGGUUGGGGUAGCGAGGAACAUUCAUAAUGAAUUCAGACACAUUAAGUUCCAAGAACUCAUUCAGGGACUCGUGAAGCUUGGGCCAUACAUCCGCGCUUGUUACCAGAUGUACUUGACUGAUGGGGACGAGAAGAUAGCAUGCGCAAUGGCGAUAGACGGUUUGUUUUUGUUUGCGUUGCUUUGUCACCAUAACAGAGAUAAAGUUGCUCUAACCUCUUCGGAUACUUUGCUUCGCUUAUUAGCCCAUACAGAUAUGAGCAGAUUCCAAUGGGAUAUUGAGAUCCUAGCUGUGGAUACGACGAUGCUUCAAAACCAAAUUCCGAUUUUUCUACUGAAACAUAUCUUACUCAUGGAAUGCUCGGAGUCACUAAUCGUUGAGAAAAAUCUUCCUCAACUAUUGUUGGGUUAUUGUGAAGCACUCUCUCCAUUCAAUGUGCUGGAGAACUACCCGGAUUCCAUGGCUUUAAAGCGCACGCAUAUGUUGGAUCUUCUGUACCACUUGAUCACGCUCACUGAGCAACAACUGGAAAUAUUAAUUGAGGAAGAAAGAACAGGUCGAAAUAUAGUUGCAGCAUAUUUUUCAGAACUGGGGCCAACCGAAGUCUUGGAUUUUCUCUCGGGUCUACCUCUGCCAAAAGAACUAAAAAUAUCAAUUGAGUUGGUAAAAGGUUUAGUUGGUCUACCGUGGUCUUUGUUACUUUAUCUAUGCUUUAUUGGAAACAAACCUGGGGUUGGAGAGGAAAAUUUGAUGCCUACAGCAUCAAAGCUGUCUGAUGUUGGAGUGAAAUUCUCCCCGGAUCACAUCAAUCGCAUUCGGUUUAAGCGUGAAACAGCCUCGAUUUUGCUCCCGGUCAUUAAAGUGAAUGUAUACUCGGUGUUAAUUAUUAGAAACUUAAUGGAAUACGAAGUCAUGUACAAGCCUGAUGUCUCCCUGUAUUCGGUUUUUAGAAAGUAG